CUCAUAAUCGCUCCUCUCCCUCUGCCUGCGCUGGCAUGAGCAGUCGUGUCCCUUCACCCUGCUCCUGAUGCGCCUCUCCUUGUUCCACUCGUUACCCUUCCCUUUUCUCACCCUCGUUUGCUCCCCUUCCCCCUCCUAGCCGCCCGCCCUAUAGUGCGGGGGGUUCGCCUUCGCGCGCGCUUCUGCAAUUACUUUACGGCCUCGUCAUCGUUCAUUGCUCCGUUUGCCUGCUUCCCUUCAUCGCCGUUUCGUCCCAAGUCCUUUUCUAGCCUCCUCCCCCCACUGUGCCUCUUUACGAGACACGACAUGGAGCCUGCCCGGGAGCCACCGUGGGCAGAGCACGAAAAGCGUUACCUACUCGCCGAGAUAUUGAAGUCCUCAUUGUCCUCUCACGCCCUGCUCAACAUCAUACGCGACACCGGUGUCCAGCCCAGAUGGAGCGACUGUCCUCUGCCGCUCGGUCGUCCCCUCCGGUCAUGUCAGAUGGUCUAUGACGAGAUGAAUGCCACCUAUCCUCACUCGGACUACAGACAACCGCGUCAAUUGCCCGCCCCUCCAGCGCUGCCCUCUGAUAUGUCGAGGAAGCGCCCGCUUCCCCAGGAGCGCCCCCUCCAGCCAGAGACCACGACGACGUCCAUAGGCGCCCGCAUGAUCCAACCACGACCCACGAGCAUGUAUGGCGGUCUGUACAUGGGUGCCCCUCCAAUACUCCCUGCACAGAUGACGGCGGGGGAGCCGGUGAACAAGAAGAAGCGUGGGCGCCCGACAAAGGCAGAGUCUCAGGCAAGGGCUCAGGCGGCUGCCGCACGUGGCGAGUCCUAUCCACCGCCACGGAAAGGCAGACCGCCCGUGUACCCAACAGAGCCCCCUCCACCUGCAGCGGAACCGCCAGCGUCCAUAGCGACUCCUCCUGUUGCGCCAGCUCCUCUCCCGGCCCAGGGCACCGUAACCCCGCAACAACCGCCCGUUGAUCAGUCGUCGGACACGUCUUCGGGGAAGAAAAGGAGGGGCAAACCUACACCUCUGGAGCUGGAGAAGCCGUCAAGGGAACGGAACGAAAUGCAGUCACCUUCGGCGUACAGCUUAGGAACCGGAGACCAAAGUCGAAGUCAAGCGUAUUCAUCCUUUACGCCCAUAUCCGCUCCGUUACCUUCGGCUGACUCUCGAGAUCGUGAUGCUCGAAUGGAGGGCGUCGAGGACACCCAGGCCCGUACCACUACACCUCACUCGUUUAAAGACACGGUCGGCAUUUAGGCGUUUUCCUUGCGCCUCUAAAAGCACGAACGGCGGAAUUGUCUUUUACAAAAGCGUUUGGAUGGAACUCUUUCACGCAGUCAUGAUGACCUUUUCUUACGCCAUGAUUCCUUUACGGAGUCUGCAGCCCUGCUCUGCAGAACCUUUGACGCAUGGCAUGCGCACCGACAUUUAAUGUUGUGAGCUCUCUUCUUUCCUCUCG
Messenger RNA from Westerdykella ornata, 1456 nucleotides. RefSeq lists its product as uncharacterized. Bases 307 to 1254 code for a protein of 315 amino acids. The record is from RefSeq and is a predicted model, not a curated record. The transcript is spliced from 3 exons. Lineage: Eukaryota; Fungi; Ascomycota; Dothideomycetes; Pleosporales; Sporormiaceae.